Molecule: messenger RNA, 669 nt
Organism: Xenia sp. Carnegie-2017
Lineage: Eukaryota; Metazoa; Cnidaria; Anthozoa; Malacalcyonacea; Xeniidae
Product: mitotic spindle assembly checkpoint protein MAD1-like
Exons: 1
Coding region: 1-669 (222 amino acids)
Source: RefSeq, a predicted model, not a curated record
AUGCCAAAAUUCCAUGUAUCUCAGAGAUCUGUUCGCGAUCGAUAUCAACUUCUCGAAAAGAAAUACAAAAGAAAACAAUCAGAAGAAGAAAGAGCCAGUGGUAUUUCACCCGAAGAGAGUGAACUUGACGAGGCUAUGGAGGACAUCAUAGCUCAGUUUGAGGAAGCUGAUCAUUUAAAUGAACAACUCACGUUCGAGAAAAAACAGAGAGCUCAGGCAGAAGUUGAAAAGGCUGUAGAAAUGCGUCGCUGCUCAAUGGAAACGUUCAAAGAAACGAAAAAGAGGAAUGGCGAGGAAGAAAAUAACGAGCCAUCUGCUAAAAAGAAGAAAAAGACCAGUGGAUCGGAUGUCAUGCGAUACCUGCGAGAAAAAGGCGAAAUUGAUAUAAAAAUGAAAGCUGAUGAAGUCGAGCUGAGAAGAACGGAAAGUGAACGACAUUACGAACUUAUGCAGGAAGAACUACGCAUGAAAAGGCUUGAAGCUGAACGCCAAAAAGAGCAGAAUGAGCAACAAGUUAUGCAGUUAACUAAUUCCCAAAUGAUGCAACAACAACAGAUGAAACAGCUAUUUGAAGUGACUCAAGGUAUGAUGUUACAGCAGCAGCAGCAAAGUGCUUCUUUUGUAGCUAUAUUUGAAAAGUUUGCAACAAAAUUCAACUAUAAACCGUAA